This is a messenger RNA of Acyrthosiphon pisum (pea aphid), 2862 nucleotides long. RefSeq names its product polyA-binding protein interacting protein 2 (gene Paip2). Gene Ontology annotation, biological process: negative regulation of translational initiation. The record is from RefSeq and is marked validated. Gene Ontology annotation, molecular function: mRNA regulatory element binding translation repressor activity. Gene Ontology annotation, cellular component: cytoplasm. Lineage: Eukaryota; Metazoa; Arthropoda; Insecta; Hemiptera; Aphididae.
UUUCCCAUUCGACGGCGACGUUUUUCCCGUUCACCUUCCAUUUUGUGACCGAUACUCCUCGUGCGCGAUACGUCCGUAGUCCGUGCGAUAUAUACAAAGCGAACGUCAUCACAGUUGGUCGACCGUCCAUUUUCGUUGCCGUCGUCGUCGUGUUUUGUAUCCUCCCUUGGUCCACCAAGACGUCUUGAACAGCCGUCGUUGGAUUGCAAUACCACCGGCGUGUGCCAGUCCGCCGUUGUCGUUUUCUUCGUCUUCUCGAAUUAAUUGAAUACUUAAUAUACAUAAACAAUGAAGGUCCCCAAGGAAGAAUCCAAAGAACAAAAUAAUGACAAUACAUUAAAUGAUGAUGAUAAUUUGAGUAAUCCAUAUGAUACAGAAUCAAAUUCCGAUUCAAUUGAUCCACCAACAAGGGAUGGAGAUUUUUCUGAAUAUAUGUGGAUGGAAAAUCAAGAAGAAUUUGACUUACAGGUUAUGAAAGAAUUAGAAGAAAAAGAAUUGAUGAAAGAAUGUCUUGAGGCUAUGUUAGAUGAUGAACAACAUAAUAGCAAACAGAAUGGUUCAGCAAAUGGUGAUGCUCAAAUGAAUGGUUCAAGUAGUUCUACCUCAAUGAUUACCCAUAGACUUGAUCAUUUGAGCUUAAAUACAUCUUGCAAUAAUGGUGAUCAGCCAAGACAAUCUACAAGUACUUUAAAUCCAGAUGCAGCUGAAUUUGUACCAUUAGCAACCCGGUCUUUGACUAAUGCGCCUGUGGUGGUAGCAAGUCCUUCAUAAGCGAGUAAUGGAUAUUUUUAACAUACAACUAUAUAUUAUAAAUAUAUAUAUAUAUAUAUAAAAUAAAGUAAAUAUUAAUCUAUCAUCACAAAGUAUAAUAUAUUUUCAUAUUAAACGAAACUAAAUUUCCAAUAAAUGACUAUGAUGAAUUUUUUUGUAAAUCUUCAUUAUACUCAUAAUUUUUCAAUCGAUUUUAUCAUCAUUUAAAAUUACUGAAUCACACACAUACAAUAAAAAUUGCACUUAUGUUUUGAUCACUAAUGUCAUUCUUAUAACACGGAUUUAUUAUCGAUUUUCAUAUUGUUAACAAUGGAAGGUUAUAGUACAAUGUUUAAAAAAACAAAAAUAAACAAAAUGGCUAACACAAUUCAUGUUUAAGUAUAUUGCCACUUAGUCAACUUGUCAUGUUUUCCAAUCUAUUUUAUCUUUUAGCAUAUAAUUAUUAAUUUAGUAUUCAUAUUCUAAUAUAAUUUGAUUGUUUAUUAUUAUAUUAUUUUAUUUUAUUUUUUAACAAAUUUAAUGAAUUAAUGGUAGAGUAUUGGUUCAAGAUUGAAUAAUUAUUUAUGCUUAUAAUAGUUGUUUUACUUUCUGUAGAUGAAUAAAUAAUUUUUUGGUGGACUAUUAACAGAAACUGUUAAUUCAUUUUAAAAAAUACAAAUAAUUGGUGUUUAUUUUAUCUUUUUCCUGCUUAUUAUUAUUUAUCUUGCAUUUUACAAUUGCCUUGGAAACGCUAUUUGAAUGUAUUUUUAUAAUCUGACAUGAAAAAGGUUUCAAUCUAAGAACUUCAGAUGGUUUAAUUGAAAAUGUCUUUAAUUUAUGUAAUAUAUAUAUAUAUAUGUAUAUGUAUAGGUGUAUACAUUUUUUAGGGGGGGGGGGGGUUACUUAUUUUAAUAUUUUCUAUUAAUUCAGGCAAAUCAUUAUACUGUUCAUUUUUAUACUCGGGAAAAUUAUGUUAAAUGAUUUUAUUUUAUUUUAAAACAAUGCCAAAAUACUAAUAUUUUCAAUUAUAUCGUGUUUUGAUUUUUAUUCUAUAGCGGGCCUAAUAAAUAAUUAAUAUUUUAAGUACAAAUAUGUUGUUUACUUAAUAUUAUUUUAUAUAAUAUUUUAAUUAUAUAUUAGUGAUGUGAUAAGUAAUAUUUUUGUACGUCUUAACUCUUUGUAGUCGUUUUAUUAUUAAGAAACUUGUGUGUAAUGUUUCAUGGCUAAAUUAAAUAAAAUAUGAAUCGUAUAAUGAGUGAUUAUUAUUUGAAUUAGCGUAGAAUUAUUUAUAUUUUAUUUGAUGUAUUGUGUUAGUUACAUUUUUAAUGUUUAUAUGUAAUUAUGACUUAAUAAUAUGGUUUUGGGAAUAUUUAAAUAAUAAUAUUUUGGAUAACUCUCGUCAGACUGAUUGGUACUAUGUUAAAUGUACUAUAAUUUGUUAUUUACACCUCCAAUAAAGUUAAAAAUUUGUAUCUUGAUUUGUAUGUUACUGUUUUGAUGCUUAUAAUUUCUUAUAUAAUAUUAGUUCUAAAUGUCUGAUUUAAAAUUAUUUAUACUGUUUUGUCAUUAAUGUUAUAAUAACAGCAUUUUAGUAUCUUCUAAAAUAGUAUUUAUCUUAUGCUUGUUGUAGAUAAUUAUUUGAUCCAUACAUCAUUUCAAAUUCUUAAAUGGAUGGACAUCUUAGUUCUGACGAGAAUAAUAUCCAAUUGAACAUUACAAUACUGGUGUGUAAUGUCAUUAAAAUAUAAUAAUAUAUUAUGUGUCUUGAUUGCUAAGUUGACAAAUUAAUAUUAUUAUUCAUUAUUGUUACCUUAAAAUUAAAUAGUUUAUUUCAUACUAUGAUAUUAGUCUAAAAUAUAAACAUAAUACCCAAGUUGAACACUGUAGGCAAAUUUGUAUAUGUAUUUUGUGGGUUAAACUAGAACUAUUAAGUACAGUAUAAAUCUGAUGUAUUAGACAUUCAAAAAUAUGUUAACUUUAAAAAAAAAAAAAUGUUAAAUCUCUAAAUUUUUUAAAAAUUGGGCUAAGUUAUUUGUUAAUCAUUUUUUUUUUUUAGAUAGGUUGAUGUAGUGUACACGUUUGUGAAUGUAAUAAACUUUGUGAUAAGCCAAA